CGCUCACGCGGGCUUCAUGCCGAUUCUGGGCGCUGCUUGCUUUGAACUGUUGCACGGUGUUUGUUGUGCCUGCUCUAACUAAUAAUGAACAAUUUAAGUAUUUGGGAAGUCACUUUUGGAACUGAACUGCAUUUCGCAACGUGUGUUCAAUAGUUUAUAAGGGAACAUUCGAGUUGGAAUAAGAACCGUGGUCUUUCGGCCCUUCUGGAGUAUUGAAUUCAUUAGAUGGACUUCAAAUGAACUGAAGUCAAGCCACAUUUGUCUGUUUCCCUGCUCCAUUCAAAAAAGAUGGCAGACCGCUUUUACAAGUUGGAAGAUGAAGCCUUCCCGAGUUUCCUCUGCAAGUCUCUGGACAGCACCAGUGGCCGUGCCACACUGGGGAAUGUGACAUUGGGUUCAGGCCCAGGGCUUCCAGUGGCUGCUUCGACUGUGGCUAAAAUUAAACCAGGACCUGACAACAGAGCUGACCCUGUUGAGGCGUCAUAUCUGGAGGGCCAAGAGCAGCAGGCCAAGUCCCAGUGCUUUCUUCGGGAACAACCCAUGUUCGCCCUAAGCUUCAAGGAUGACUUGGACAAUGCGGAUGACUUCAUUGCAGCACACCGUCUCUCAGACAUGCUCGUAAAGAUUCAUUUGGAUGAGAGUGCAUCUCAAAACCAAGCCUCCAUGCUGAGGCUGUGUUCUCCACAGAUGGGCUCAGUCCACAGCCGGCCCACAGAGCUUGGAACAGAUCUUUCAACGGGGCUCCUGACGUUUGCCCAUUUUGGGCAAAAAGAAAACACAGAUGCAAAGGCUCAGCCUCUACCUGCUACAGCUGACGAGGACAAUGUGCAGCGUGAGGGAGUGGACAGUGACCAUUUCAGUGGCAGUAACUCCAGCUUCCUGGCAAAUGAGAAGCUCAUGUCCGUGGACAGCAUCAGUAGCGAUAUCACAGAUGAUGACAUAGAUUCCGAAAACCUGCCUGAUGAUGAGCUGGAGCUGUAUUUCAAUAAGCUGGUGCCUCCUGUCAUGCAGCGAGGCCGAGUGGAGGGCCAGGAGAUUCCUGUGACUGGGCGGCCAGGUGCUACUGACAACAAUUCAAACCCAAGUUCUACAGAACCAGAACAGUAUAGACACCAGUUUCUCGAUGACUACAAUCAGGAAGACUUUCAGAUGCCUGAUGUGCGUCUUGCUGCUACAGGUAUGGACUCCUGUCCAGCCAGUGAUGAGGACACUGAGGAUGAGCUGGAGUCUGCCAGAAGGAACAGCAAUGCUACCCGGACACGGCUGCUGCCCAGCACUUCAAGACAACUGGUUGGAGAGAGCAAUCGUCCCAGUUUCAGGCCAGGCUUGGAGGGAGGCAGUUCUGAUGAUGAGGCUUCCAGUGGCCGCGGCGGUCCAUCUCUGUCUGGGAUUGAACAGAGACGAUCGGCUGAGGGACAGGUCAUCAACCCUCCAGUCACGGGUGUCAACUCUUUGGUUUCGUGUCCUCAUGUAAUUGAAGGGGAUGGAGGAGGUGGGGAUGGAAGCAGUGGGAGUGAAGAAAGCGGAAAUGACGGUGGGGUUGCGACCAUCCCUCUCCCGGCGACUGUGGUCCAGACCACCUAUGAUGCCCUGCGUGGGCUGGGGGUUGUGGGGAGUAGUGCUAUUGGUGAGGAAAAUGAUGGCAAGCUGAAUCUGCAAGGACAUAAUAGGAAUAGUCUUUUCAGACAUACCGAGAUGGGGGACCGUGUGGGUCCUGUAGGAAUAGGAGAGGCCAGCUCUUCUUCCGGUGCAUCGAGGGGAACUCAGAGGCUUUCUUCUGUCAACUGGAGCAUGGUCCUAGACAGACAGGAGGCACUGGAUGCCAUGGAGAGCUCACAGGCUAGGCCUGCUGUUGACAGACUGUUGGACUCCGCCUACCUGAGGAGUGGAGCUGGACUCCAGAGACCUCAGGAAUCGGCCAGCCUCACAUUGUCCUACCUUCAAGGCACCCAGGGGAGCUUCCACCUCUCUCAGGUACGGCUUCCUGAACGCCAUGAUGGGGACGAUGAUGAUGAUGAUGAUGGAGUAGAUGAGCCUGAUGGUGCCAGGCAUUCGUUGGGCUUAAGAGGAGGGCCUUGUGGGAAUGUAAGUGUUGCAGAGGCCUCAGACGGUACCAGUGAGGACGACAACACUCCCCUUUCAACCUCCCUGGAACCCAAGUAUUUCUCCCAGAGCAUCCACCAGGACACAGAAGACUCAGAUGAUGGGUGGAAUUAUUGCCCAGACAACCUGGAGCAGGACUUUAAACAAGGUGCACAUGCCACACAGAGUGUGGUUUACCAGAACAAUGAAGGACAAUGGGUGACUGACCUGGCAUAUUACUCCUCCUUUGAGAAAGAGGUUGAUGGGAAGACUUCAGAGAAUGCUGGCCACUUACAGACUGAGGAAUUUCUUCCUCCCAGUGAUGCUUUGGAAAAGAUAGCUAAGGAUCAAGAGAUAUUUGAGAAAGAGCACCAAUUUAUGCAGGAGGAGAAGAUAGAGCCAGCCAGCAGCAACAGCCCCUUUAACAGCGACUCCUCUUGGAAAAUCCCCCCCAACAGUAACAUCCUGAUGAGGGCUUCGCAGGUCUCCACAGAGUAUAAGCAGGGGGACCAGAGCUACCUGCGACUGACUUUGGGGCAGUUUUUUGGACAGCGCUCUGAAGCCCUUGGCUGUCUUGGCAGUGCUGAUGAUUUGGAUUUUGUUAAACGGCCUUCCUUUGGCUACAUCAUUACCUCUCCGGAGAAAAGGGACCCAUUUCCCCUAAUUCAUCCCUCAGAGUUCUCAGCUGGAGGCAACUCUCUAGCUGACACUAUGGAACCCAGUGAAGCAGACAAGACACUCAACCCAGAAGACCUGGACCAAACUCUUGAGGCACCAGGUGAAAGGAUGUCACUGAAAGAUGAAAUUGCACCGUAUGAACAGGAGGAUCAUACUGUAAGAGCUGCACCUGACCACCACGAGGGCUCUGGCUCUGAUUCAAGCUUAGGUAACCAAAGCGGUGCGUCCCCUAACAGUAACAACAGCCAAAUGAUGCUGAGUAUCAGCACAAUUGCUUCAGCCAUUGCUGAUGCGUCCAUCAGCACUGACCCAUCGCAGCUGGCUGCCAUGAUAAUGGCGCUCUCCAAGAGAAGUAGGGCGAUGAAUAGACCUGAGAGAGCAGACCAUGUUGGACCUACAGCCAACUUUACAGAGGAACCCCACUCAGUGGAACAUAUCCUCCCUGAGCCAGAUCAGAGCAGCCUGCUGGACAUACUGCACAGAAGCACCUGUGUUGGAGAGCUGAGUGCCUUUGACAUGGAGAAAUACCUGAAAAUGACUGAAGUGUCAUGCAGCCCUGACGCCUCUGUGGCUCACACCACCUUUGACCUGACCGCCUGGGCUAACAACUUCAGCAGCUCUCAAAGGAACCCUCAGGGGGGGUUUCCUGAGGAACAGGGGAGCUCAGCUCAGCAAGUGGACAGUAAGACUCAACAGAAGCCAACAAUAACAGAAACUGGGGAGAAAGGCCGAGGAGGAGAGACCUCAAUAAACACUAGCUUGUCUACAGAGUCAAAUUCAUUAUCUCCCGGUCAUAAGGGUCACUCAAAAAGAAGCUCUAUCCCUCGUCCCCGUACAUCUUUCAGCUCUGCCAGAAGAUCUGUGGGCUCAGGGCAGACUUCAACUCUCACGACUCUGGCAGACAAAAGGACUUCCUCUGGCAGGAACCUUACAGAAAAUGUCAAGCCAGGAGAAUGGAACCAACAGGCCACCAACAAUAUUAGAUCUUCCUUAGAAACAUCACAAAAUAGUGAAACAGGAUCCUCUUCUACACCUGGAAUGCAACAAAUCCUACCAGGUUCAUCUAAAGGUUCCUCUUCUCCGCCACAGAGGGUGAAGACUGCAGGCCAGCAGCAGCAGCAGCAGCAGCAGCAGGAGGGACAAAGCAAUUUUCCAGCGAAGAAUAUCAUGGCUGCUCCACUACCUGGUAGUUCUGUGGAGAAGCAUGUCGGCUUCUCUGGCCAAAACAACCAGCAUCCACUAGACCCUGCACCUGAGCUGCUGAAGGGUUUUGCUGAGCCUUGCGUGGAGGAGACGCAGUAUAACUUCAGACCGUCCACCUCUCCGCUUACUCACUCCUCUCCAAGUCAGACCUCCAUUCCCAAAGCUGAUGGUAUGGUGUCCCCUGAUUCGUCCUGUGGUUGUCUAGCAGGCAGACAUCCAGGUCUUGACCUCUCUCCUCAGUCAACCUGCUCCAGCCCCAGUCUCAGCAGGCUCACAUACAUCUCAAUGAAUGAUGGCACUGUCAUACCUACACCUGACAGGCAAAAGAAUAACUGUACCAUGGCACUGAGCUCCACCAUCAUCAGGUUCAGUCCAACUCCACCUCUGGAUCAAGAUGAACAGUCUGCCCAAGAUAUUCUUGGCUUGCCUAAAAGCCUGGACCAGGUGCGACCACAGCAUUCUAAAAGUCUGGACCCACUACCAGCACAGCAGAGUAAAAGCCCAGAGCCCUCACGUAGUGCAUCUGGUCUGAGAUGCAUUCGCAGCCAGAGUGAAUGUAACUACCACUUCCCCGGAGACAGACCUGGGGAUCUCUCAGCAGGUUACGGGAACCACAAGCACAUCUCUGAGUCCAAUGUAAGACAGCUCACUAAAGUGGACUCAGGCUAUUGCAGUAAUCUGAACAUUCAGCAAACUAACAGCAGUGCACCUCCAAGCUCUCAGUGGGGAGCUGCUAGCUCAAUGGCAUCGUCAGUGUAUGCGGGUGGCCUUGGAAUGCCAUCAUACACAUCAGGGGGACUUCACUAUGUACCCAUCCCCAGCUUUAAUCCCCAGUGUGCUGGCUUGAUUGACCCUCCCCACCAAGGAGAUAUACAGUCCCUUCUCGCUGGACGCUCACUUUUCAACUCACAGCCGACUCGGCAGUAUUUGGGACCUGAAGUUCCAUUACAUCCUAGUGCCUAUCAUAUGGGAGCAACAGGACAUGGUCUCUUCAGUGUGUCCUCUACAGGCAUACCCAACACUGAACUAACAGGGAGACACGUCCAUCCCACAUCAGUUCCUCUGGGGAUUCCUGGCUCUGCUGGAACACAUCACCUCAAUAGACCCCAUCAUGGCCAGCAGGAUGCGGGAAUGAUGGGAAAACCCUUCAGUCAAUAUGGUGUAGAGCCAAUUGGGACUGGUGGUCUUGAGGAUCUGAGAGGACAAGUGGUGGUGCCAGAAGAACUGCGGUUCCCUCACACCUGCUGUGUAGGCAUCGCUUCACAAACCUCCCUGAGUCUCUUCAACCCCUCGGAGAGAUGGCAGCAAGUAGCAAUUACUGUCACCAGCUUGGCCAUUGAUGGAGAGAAGGUGGAUAGCCUCCCGUUCCAGUGGCUUAUAGUGAAAAACAAGACCAUCAUUGCCCCCAAGAGUACAGAGGAGCAGAAGUUGUUGUUUAUCCCUCCACAGGCUGGUGUCUACCAGUGUGUCUUUAGUGUUUGCUCCUGGCCUGCAUCUGCCGAGACAGAGGUUGCAGCCAGGGCCAACAUCUUUGCUAAAAGAGUUGUUCUGGUUGCUAUAGCAGAGAAUCCUGCGCUAGAGGUUGAAUUAAAUGAAUCAGGCUGUCUGGAUUUUGGAGACCUUUCAGGAGGCAGUGCCAGAUCCCUUCCUCUCAAACUGCUCAACAUGACUCAUGCUACAGUGCCCAUCCGUCUGGUCAUCAGUGCAAACGCUACAGCCUGGAGGUGCUUCACCUUUUCCAGGCACCCUGUUACCAACACAUCUGAGGCGACACAGCAGGCUGGACACAUGGCCGGAGUGUCCUCUCCCUCGGUGAUGAAUCAUGUGAUGCAUGCCAGCUACGAACAGAAUCCACAGGGCUUUAUGGUCUGGGUUCACUUUAAGGCUCCUCAGAAGUACACAGUUACUUCAGGAGAGCUUGGUCCUGCUGAUGAGUACAAUGGUCGUGUGGACAUUGAAGUGGAUUCUCCUGGUCCUAGUCAUGUGAUCAGGAGUGUUCCCCUCAAGGCCAAAUGUGGAACUGCAAGGGUCCAUGCUCCUAAAGACCUGCAGACUGUCAGUCUGUCUGUUCCACUGGGUAAAUCUAGUCAACAGACGCUGCCAUUAAAGAAUGCUGGAAACAUUGACGUGCAGCUGAAACUCAAGUGCAGUGAUGCUGAGGACAUUUUUUCUGUGACACCUGAUGAACUGUCCCUGAGGAUGGGAGAGGAGCAAGGCAUCGUGGUCUCCUUCAAAGCACAGGGCAGCAGGAAAUAUCAAGAAAGCCUUCUCACCAUCUUGGUGCUGCCAUCAGGUCCUCAGUAUGAGGUAACCCUGAAAGGCGAAGUUGUCCCAGAGGACUCAGGGAAAGCUCCCAGUCCCUCUGCUGAUGUCGUUGUUCCCGCUGUGGCCAAUGAUGUUCCACCAAUUCUCUCUAAUAAACAGUUUGUAGCCUGGGGAGGAGUCACUCUGGGACGAGCUGUGCAACAGAAGCUGGUUCUAAGGAACAAUUCGACCGACGCCACACAGCAGCUACGGUUGCUUAUCCGUGGUCAAGACCAGGAUUGUUUUCAGCUGCAGAGUAUGUUCAGUCCUGAAGAGCGCCUGACCCGACACGGAGAGCUGUCCAUUCGUCCCAGAGAAGAUGUGACCGUCCACCUGCUCUUUGCUCCCACCAGAGUGGCCUGCAUGUUGGCCAAACUGGAGAUUAAACAGUCUGGAGUCCGGCCUUCACAGCCAGGGGUCAAAUUCACUAUUCCACUGUCGGGCUACGGUGGGACGUGCAACAUCAUUCUGGAGGACCAGAGAAAACAGGCCGACGGCUAUGUGGCAACAUUGACUGACAUCGCUGUCGGUCAUGUCAGUAAAGUGUGUAUUUGCGUGAGGAACACUGGCUCCAGAGCAGCUUUCAUCAAAGCUGUGGCCUUCUCAGAUGUGCAGACACGAUCAGUUAUGGAACCCUCUGUCAUCAGCAUCGCCCCGUCACAGUUUGUGCUUAAGGAAAGGACACAAGAGGUGAUAACUGUACUAAUAAAGUCCACUCAAAGAGAACAAGCACUAUGUCAGUCGGCCAAUGCAAUGCUGGCUUCCGUCUGCCUGUUUUGUGGAGAUGAGGUUUCCAGGCAGCAGUACAGGAGAUUGCUUCAGAGCAAACCGGAGGCGGUGAAGAAGGCUCUGUCUGAAAACAGUCUGCUGAAAAACAUCAAUUUCUAUGAAACGUUUUUGGGAGAAGAAAACCUUACAGAGGUCUACGACCUGCCUCAGCGGCCCAAUGAAGCUCACAUCUUCUAUGGAAAUAUGAGUAAGGUAGUGGUGUCGUUGGUUGGAAGUACGAACAGUGAGCUGCUGCUGCUGCUGCCCGCUGAUAAACACAGAGCAGAGACAAACAGUGCUUUGACAAAUGGCAAUGUGUCUCUGGACGUGCUGCCAGUGAAAGGUCCCCAAGGUCCAGCACUGAGAGUGGCAGAGACAACCUUAAAGAGUGUCCCUCCACAGGCUUCAGAGCCAUUACACAGGCGGUCUGAGUCCUGGACCCUCCACCCAGAACAACUUGUCCUUGCAGCUCCCACCAUUAAUGGUGCGGCCUCCACUAGUCAGGUUCAGAUCUGGAACAAUACUUCCAGAGAGCUGAGCUUCGAUCUGUCCUGGCCCGCUCACUGCCUCACCAUCACCCCUCAGCAUGGAGUUAUUGAGCCUCAGUGCCACCUACAGAUUUUGAUCAGCCCCAACCCCUCACUAGCAACUAAAUCUACCCUGCUGCCAUGGAGUGGACAGAUUUAUGUCCAGUGCGACAGUCAGCAGAAGUUGAUUAAGGUCCAGAUUCGUGGGGACCUGGCUUUGGAUGUGUCCGCAGCCCCAGCAGACUCCACUCUGUCAGCCCUGCCUGCUCAGGCUGCCACUCCAGUGCUGACUGUGCCCAGACUCACUGUCCAGCCGUCACUACCCCAGCACACCCCACAGGCUCCUCUAGCCCUGCUGGAGAUCAGCAACAAGACCAUCAUGUUCCCCAGCACUCCUUCAGGGGAAACAUCAGAGGCCCAGCUGGAGGUGCAGAAUGGCAAAGUGGAAGUGAGGUGGUACCUGUCAUCAUUUGCUCCUCCAUAUGUCAAGGGGGUUGACAACACAGGAGAUGUUUACCGGGCCACUUACACUGCCUUUAGAUGCUCCGGGGCCUCAGGCACUCUGGGGGCCCAUGAGAAGAUGCAGGUGCCUAUUACUUUUCUGCCCAGGGACAGAGGGGACUAUGCCCAGUUCUGGGACUUGGAGUGCCACCCUGUGUCUGAGCCUCAGCAGAAAACCAGAAUCCGCUUCCAACUCUGUGGCACUGGAGUAAAGUCUGGAACAGUGGCAGGACCACAGGAAGGAGACUGCUCUCUGGUGAAGACGGAGGCUACAGUGAAGAGCAGGAAGAGAGCUGAUGCUUCUGCAGGCAAAACCAGUGAGGAGGAGGCCGUGCGGAGGGGUGUGUAUUCCCAACAGGAUCUCUACACCUUCCCAGUGACACGGGUGGGUGAAUCCAGCACUCUGAAGGUCAACAUCCGCAACAACUCAUCCGACACACAUGAGCUGACAUUUGUAAACCCUAUGGAACCCUUCCACAUCAAGCAUUCCAAAUAUUCUCUGAGAUCACAACACUAUCUGAAGCUACCUGUCCAGUUCAAGCCCAGUACUGCAGGCACAGAGGCUGGUGUGCUGCUCAUCCAGUCAGAAACAAGUGGAAGGCUUGUGAUACAGCUGACCGGUGAGGCAUCGCCUUGAACCUAUGACACUUCCUCAUGCUGGCUGGCUGGCUGGAUUUGGAGGGAUGCCAUCAUCAUAUUUUGAAGUUAGCUAUAUGGCUCCUCUGAUGUGUUUUGGAAUAUUUGCUGAUGAACUGGAGAUGACUGAGCCUCUGCUGCCAACACAGAGCCUUCUGCCUCAGAAUGUGGCACAGGUGUCCUCAGCUCGGUGUCCUCCUCGGCCCAUGAACAAUGAUGAGGUCUGAAGCUGAGUGAUUUGGCCUGACUGGCUCACAAUUAGUCUGCACAACUAUGACAUUUCACAGAGCGAAUGAUGGUUGUCCCUUCAUUGUGGAUCUGGUAUUUGCCUCAUCACCGAGUCAUGUCAUAAGUCAGAUUGUCAGACAGUUAGACAUUACUGGUUGGGAUACGUUAGGCACUACUUGGAGUUGUUUACACAGAAUGUCUUUGUCUCUGAUUUGAUUCUUUCAAUUUGCGAUGUUGCACAGUAUUAAUGUGAAAAAGGCUAAAUUAAUUUCUUGUAACCUUGUGAUAGUAAGACUACUGGGAUUUAUGAAUUCUGCUUUUUCAAAAAUGUCAAAUGUAAGUCUACAUUGCAGAUGGCUUCUCAUCCUGUGGAGGCCACCUGCACAGUGGCCUUCAUCAGCCCCAUGUGUUGACUUCCCAGCAUCUUCCAAGACUCCUUCCAAACAGUCCAGAUGUAUUUAAUUUGGACCUGAUCAGUGACGCUCACAGCAAUUUUCGAAUGGUUAAUGAUUGUUAUUACAUGCUAACAGAGUUUCAUCUGGCGGGGGGUUUUGUUCGGCAGCUUGCCAGGGCUGCUUAGGUUGGUUACCAUGGCAAAACAGUGUUAAUCACAGUUCCAGUCACAAAACAUUACCUCCCAAUUUCCUCUUAUGGCUCUGGGGCAAAUGUUAAAAAUUGCCUGGGAUAUUGGAUACACAUCCAUUGUUGAUUUUGGAGCUCAAAUGGCUAAACAUUUCAUCUUCAUGAGGAUGAGUGGUCAACCUUUGACAUGCCUCGCACUGUCAACCCUAAGGAAGUGAAUAACACUAGAGAUGAGCAUUAUUUUCCUGCUAGUAGACCUUUAAAGUCUUCUUAGUCUUAUUUUCAAAGGCAGCGCUCAACAUCCCCUGACAACAACCCUGAAACAUUUAGAUUUACAAUUUGCACAUGCAUUAAAUAGAAUAUAUUGUAUGUUUACAUUUUGAAUAAAGUUUUGUCUUAAAAAA
Molecule: messenger RNA, 9913 nt
Organism: Gymnodraco acuticeps
Lineage: Eukaryota; Metazoa; Chordata; Actinopteri; Perciformes; Bathydraconidae
Gene: cep192
Product: centrosomal protein 192
Exons: 52
Coding region: 289-8700 (2803 amino acids)
Biological process (GO): protein localization to centrosome; mitotic spindle assembly; centriole replication
Cellular component (GO): centriole; cytoplasm; pericentriolar material
Molecular function (GO): protein kinase binding
Source: RefSeq, a predicted model, not a curated record